CAUGUGACACGAAAGCUGACCGGCCCCCCUCCAAUUCCCAUGGAUCGGAUAACACAGCCUGUUUGCUGUACUGCUCCUAGUUGUUAGCCUAUAGCACCGCUACAAACUGCGGCUGCCGAGCACACCGGGGUUACUGUGACCAUUUCACAUUUCGAUACACCGCUAUAAUAUUAUUAUCCCUUUAUUAGCCUCGGUUGCAGCUUCGUUUUAUAUCCAGAAUAAGGGUGAAAAAUGCCCUUAGCAGAGACGUCUGCGCUUCUUCUCGUCUCCUGUCGCGGGGAGUAAACCGGGAUUUGGGAAGACUGAGAAUAAAUAAUUCUCUUCGCCUCACCAUCGUUCGCUAAUCUCUCUCGGCCACGGAGUGGCGAUUCAUUAGAAAAUAGGGACUGGUCCUGUUUCUGCUUGUGUGUUUUUUGCCCAUUACAUUAGCAUCCUUGAUGUCAGACUAGAACGUUAUCUUGGCGGAAAAAAAAAGCUUUUUAAUUUAAUUUUUUUUCGGUGGAUGUGUUAAUAUGGAGAAUGUGGAGAAAGAGUGUGGAGCUCUGGGUGGGCUUUUUCAGGCUAUCGUCAAUGAUAUGAAGAGCUCCUACCCAAUCUGGGAAGACUUCAAUGCCAAGGCCACCAAACUGCAUUCUCAGCUGAGGACCACAGUGCUGGCUGCUGUGGCUUUCCUGGAUGCCUUUCAGAAAGUGGCGGACAUGGCGACCAACACCAGAGGCGCCACCAGAGAUAUCGGUUCAGCUCUGACCCGGAUGUGCAUGAGGCAUCGCAGUAUCGAGGCAAAACUGCGGCACUUCACCAAUGCCCUGAUGGAGAGUCUCAUCACACCACUGCAGGACCGCAUUGAGGACUGGAAGAAGACCGCCACUCAGCUUGACAAGGACCAUGCGAAAGAGUACAAACGUGCCCGUCACGAAAUCAAGAAGAAAUCCUCGGACACACUGAAGCUGCAGAAGAAGGCCAGGAAAGGUAAGGGUGACCUGCAGCCCCAGCUGGACAGUGCCCUGCAGGAUGUCAAUGACAUGUACCUGCUGCUGGAGGAGACAGAGAAGCAGGCGGUCAGAAGGGUUCUGGUGGAGGAGCGCGGAAGGUUCUGCACCUUCAUCGGCUUCCUGCAGCCAGUCGUGAACGGAGAGAUCGCCAUGCUGGGAGAGAUCACUCACCUCCAGGCCAUAAUUGAUGACCUCACUGUCCUGACCGCCGACCCUCACAAACUGCCCCCGGCCAGUGAGCAGGUGAUCAUGGACCUAAAGGGCUCGGACUACAGCUGGUCCUAUCAGACCCCUCCCUCAUCACCUAGCAGCUCUGGCUCCAGGAAAUCCAGCAUGUGCAGCAGUGUAAACAGCACCCACAGUAGUGCGUCUCGCUCCUCCAGUGGCUCUCAGACUCACUCACCCAGUUCGUCCUAUCGAUACCGCAGCCUGGCCCAUCCCCCGCCUGGUGGGACCCAGCGACUCAGCAGCGUCUCCUCUCAUGACUCGGGCUUCAUCUCGCAGGAUGCCGCCAUCUACUCUAAGCCGCCCUCGCCCAUGCCCUCUGACAUCACAAGCCAGAAGUCAUCGAGCUCUGCCUCUUCUGAAGCCUCGGAGACCUGUCAGUCAGUGAGCGAGUGCAGCUCUCCCACCUCGUUCGGCUCGUCCUUCGCUACCUUCCGCCCUGCUCUCUCUCUCACUGGCUCCAUCCGGCCUCUCUCUGUCAUUCUUCCUGUGCCCCCACCCCAUAAUCGCCCCCCCGGAACCGACACUUACACUCCCUCAUCAAUGGUUCUUUGCUGGAAGGAUUGGUCCAAGCCGGGCCCUUAUGACCAGCCAAUGGUCAGCACGUUACAGCGGAGGAAGGAGCCAGCCGAGCGACACAGAGAAUCUGAGCUGGCCCCUCCCCACCAGGUGUACCCUGGGAUACACCCAGAGGACGCCCAGAGGCUCAGGAUGACCCCAGCCACCAUCGCUGCCAAGCACGGUGAGGAGGUGUCCCCAGCUGCCAGUGAUCUGGCCAUGGUCUUGACUCGUGGGCUCAGCAUGGAGCACCAGAAGAGCAGCCGUGACUCCCUGCAGUACUCCAGCGGCUACAGCACCCAGACCACCACCCCCUCCUGCUCCGAGGACACCAUCCCCUCGCAAGUUUCGGAUUACGACUGCUACUCAGUGAACGGGGACGUGGAGGGGGAGGUGCAGAGCGAGUUCGACAGGUCCUCCACCAUCCCCCGCAACAGCAACAUCGCUCAGAACUACCGCCGUAUGAUCCAGACCAAGAGGCCAGCCAGCACUGCAGGCCUGCCCAGCGGAGCCGCCGGCCAGGGUGGGCAUCCGGGAGGGGGAGGGGGUGGAUUGACCCCGGGGGUGGCCACCAUCCGCCGCACCCCCUCCACCAAACCCUCUGUGAGGCGCACCCUGUCCAAUGCUGGACCCAUACCCAUCCGCCCACCCAUAGUGCCGGUCAAGCCCCCCAUGGUGCCCGAUUCCUCGGGCUACACAGGCCCUCCAGUGAGGGUCGGCAGCGAGGAAUGUGUUUUCUACUCCGACGAAACGUCGCCCAACGCUAUGGAUUUUGUCAAGGCCUCUCCCAAGCGCCUCAGCCUCCCCAACACAGCCUGGGGCUCUGGCGCGGGGCUGGAGAUGAGUGUCUACGCCCAGCCUCCCCCUCCCAUAGUCCUGACCUCCGAAGAGGACCAGUUGCUCGCCGCUAACCGCCACAGUCUGGUGGAGAAGAUUGGAGAACUGGUGGCCAGCGCCCAUGCCCUGGGGGAGGGCCAGUUCCCCUUCCCCUCCCUCCCCGGAGAUGACCUCAUGGCCCCGCCCCCGGGCCCCGUCAUGGCAGAGGAGCCGGCCUCCGGCGGAGACAUGCUGGUGGCGAUUCGGAGGGGCGUGCGGCUGCGCAAGACGCUCACCAAUGACAGGUCAGCGCCCAGGAUUUUGUGAUGACCGCGGCCCGCACACACAAUUCACACUUCACAGACUCAUCAAGUACAAAAAAAAUGAAAAAUAAAUGAGUACAUAAAAUAAAAUAAAAAAAUAAAUAAAUGAAUAAAAAAAUAAUUAAAUAAAGAAAUAAAUAAAAAAAGACCUGGGCCGCUACCUUAGCGUGUACGGACGCAUGUUUUACCGUUUCUAAUUUACGCCACCACCAGAUGUUUUGACUGUAUCGAGGCACUGAGAUACUGUGGGGGAGCCUGGUUUCUACUUACAGCCCUCAACCACCCCACCAACCCAAGCCCAGACAGCCUGGGAGGGGUCCAGGCAGAGGGACUGAUCACUGAGAUCAUUGCCUGCCAUUUUUCAACGCUCCUCUCCACCCUUAUGGACUUCACAUUGUAGGCUUGUUUCUAUGGUAACACUCUCCUUGUCUCUCUGUCUUUCUGUCUGUCUGUGUAGCUGGCUGGCUCAAAGGUGUGGAACAGUCUUGUGUUGUGGGUUUUUUUUUUCUUAAAGAUUAAAAAAAAACCAUCAUGCAACAUUUAAACAUGUCCAUCCAUAACAAUCAACAAAUCAUUGUAACAUUAACAGAAACAUUUCUGUGCAAAAUGCUGUUUUUUUCACGAUAUGUAUUUAAACACACCAAGUGUUUGUUUACUACAAAUUGGAUACAGGUAUGACUGUAGUAUGAGUAAGGGAACAGCACUUCAUUUGUAACAGGCUGUAGUUCAUAUAUCUACCACCAGGUUUCAGUGUAGCAUAAGCAAUAAAAUCACCCACACAGGAAUAACAAUAGAGAGGGGGAUUAAUACCAUGGUACACCAAAAUGUGUCACUAUCCUUUAAGAAUGAGAUGUGUGUCACCUUGUGGGACCUUCCCUCGCUAGAUAGUGUGAUAGACGCAUGAAUGAAUACAUGAAAAUAUGUUGGCAGUGAUUUGCAGCGGGACAUUGUGUUGGAAAGUUUAAGGUGAGUGUGUGAGAGAGAGCAGGAUGUGAAGGAAAGAGUCACGAUGAGGAGAUGCAGGAAGUCAGGCAGAGAGGGAGUUGUCUGAAUGGUGGGCAGGCUGGUGUGCUGCUGUGCGAUCAAGGCGUGGUUUUAAACAUAGCCUGGGAAUCUGUAAAGUGCAAUAGAAUAACAAAAAUGGAAUAACAAUUGCUGUUCAGUGUAUCUUCUGUAUAUAACUUAAAGAAAACUCCAUGGCUCUGCAUCUUAAAAUUAUGGUACCAGUAGUGCUUACAUUGACUUUUGAUUGGGGUUUCAGGGAUAAAGAAGACCAAAAUAUGUUUUCUUUAAGGUGUGGUCUACCCUCAUAUAUGAUUUGUGAAAUCGAAGUUAUUAAACCAUAUAGAGUAAUUGAAGCACUUUUAUCAAAUUUCAUUUGCCCAUGUGUGGGUUUUUUUUUUUAACAAAUUGUUAGUGGUUUUAUUAAAAAUUAUAUUUUGAACCGUCUGAAACUAGGAAUAAAGUGUGUGUUACUUGUGUAUAGAGAAGAUGGCCCGGUGAAGCAGUGUAGUGCUUUGGACUGUGAUUAGGGGAUAUCAGGUUAACUGGGAGCACAGUGACCUCAGGAAUGAGUGAGUGCUCCGCUCUGUGGAGAGUGUGGAGGGGAGGAGGGUAAAGGAGGCACAAGCUGGAAUGCUUCCUACUGUAACAGUGGGAGCUGGCCAUGUGUCAGCCAUGCCAUGUCCUGUUCUGAAACAUUCAAAGAACAAUAGAAAUCUAAAUAUACAGCCGAUUCAUGUCUUUAACUCUGAUUAGUAUAACACAUAAGCUGAUUGAUAAAUAAAGAAUACACUGUACCGUUACGGAAAUAGCUUAACUGAUAAUCCGAUAAUAACCUGCAGGAGACCAUGUCAGAAGAGGGCACAUUAAACAUAUCUCUAACCUCUGGAACAGUAAGUAAUAUCCUUGGGUAAAAGGGGGGGGGGGGUUGGGGCUGGGGGGGAGCUUCAUUGACCACAUCACAUUUCAGUCUCUCCCACCCUCACCAGCUGCCAGCAGUCUCUCAUCUGUAGUUAUAAAGUAAAGCACAGGUCAUAACCUUGUAUAUAAAUGAAGAAAGUGAACACCAAUUGUAUAAGUCGCAUUGCAAAAAAUAUUGUCUAGAAGUAAUGAACAAAAAAAAGCAAAAGUCAAGUCUUAAGGGGAGCACAGAGAAAUGUGUUUUUAGCUGAAGUGAGUGAAGUAAUAAUAAUACAGUAGUAAUAAUAAUAGUACUACAACUGUUGUAUAUUUUUCAUAUAUGAAUUUCUGUUAAAGAUGUAUUGCAGGUGAAACUGUACAGUGUAAGCUGAUAUGUUCCAGGUCUGGGAAGGCUGAUACACAGGAGAUCACAGGUUUACUUCUAGAUUUAUAGCACCACUAUCAUAAAUAUAGCAGCGCUAUAAUGCCGUAAUGUAACAGGUCUCUAUAGAGAACAACAUGGCAUAGCGGUGCUCUAAUUUUGGUUUAACCCAGUCGUAACUCAGCCUUGUCAAGAGAUACAAAUGCAAUGGGGGUUGAUCUGAUAAGUUCCCAAAUCAAGUUCCAUGUUAAUGUUACACCCUAUCAUAAGUUCUAUAUAUAUAAUAUAUACACACACACACACACAUACACACACACUGCUGUGCAAAAGUCUUAAACAUGUUGCAUUUUUCUACACUGAUGCAUUAUGAGCAUCAACAAUUUACCCACAGCCUCAACUAGUGUUUUCUACUACAGGAAAAACAUUGAGUGAAAUAGCUUGCAUCACUCAUUUUUCAAGGUGUGGUAUCUGAAGCAUAAUCAACAAGUACAGAGAAACAUCAUCUGUAAUUGACAAACCCAGGACUGGAAGACCCAAAAAGCUGUCUAACAAGGAUGAGCAAUACUUGAAGAUAAUAUCCUUAAGGAAUAGAAAGAAGACAAGCGUUGAAUUGACAACAGAACUGGCAGAAGGCACAGGUGUCGUCCAUCCAUCAACAGUCCAAAGCACCGUUGACCAUUGUUCCAUAGUCCAAUUGCUGUGUUUUUGUGCAUAUUUUAGCCUUUUAGUCGUGUUCCCCUUUCUUAACAGAGGUAUUCUUACUGCAACACAUCCUUUAAGUCCUGAUUUCAAGAGUGACUUUCGUACUGUUGAUUUGAUGGACAACGACACCUGUGCCUUCUGCCAGUUCUGAUGUCAAUUCAGUGCUUGGCCAGGGAUGAGAACAAGGUUGUGCAGGGACAUCUUUCCAAUUAAUAUUGGGAGGCCAUGUAGAAAUAUGGAAGGUAUCCCUAGUAAAAGUAGCUGGGCAUCCAUGUAACGAAUAACGGUGCAUAAUGCAUUAUCCAGUACUUUGUUUUGCAGAUUUUGAUAUGGAUGUCCUGUGUGCAUUAUGAGUGGUAACUGCUUGUUUAGUCCAGAUUUUACUGAGAGUUUAAGAAGGUUUGUGCUGUAGCUCCCCGGACUGCCAUUCCAGAUCAAUGAUUUGAAGUUUGUUUAAUCUGGUUCGUGUCUGAUGUCCUGCGGUCUUAAGAUUGUGGCUGGAGGUGCUAUUAUAGUUUACGUCUCAAGCCUUGACAUGAUUGUUUGUAUUCAUUCUGUACUCAGGUAAACGCUAGACUUUUUGUCUAUAAAUAAGGUUAUAAUUCUAUAGGUGGAAAGCCAGACACUGUUAAUAGUUUUAGAAGUGAAAAAAAAACAAAAAACAUGGAACUUGCUUAAGGGUACUAGGGGUAAAAAAAAAAUGCUGUAUAUAUUUCCUGGAAUGAACGUUUCAAAAUAUUAUUAAACCGUCUUUCCAGAUUCAAAUUUCUAGAAUGUCAAAAGCAAGGGUCAAAAGAAUGUACAAUGUUUCUUUUUGAUGUCUUAAAAGAUUUGGUGUGAUUUGUGAAUUUACUUCUAUGCUACAUAAGUUACUGGCAUAAAUUUGACACAUUAUUUAAAAAGAAAAGAAAAUGCAUAGAAAUGAAGCUCCUGUUUCAGUCUCUUGUAAGUUUUAUUCUUCUCACUUAAGCCUUUGCCUCUUCUGAGUUUCCGGGAGUCACAGAAUUAUUUUUGUGUUUACAAAAUAAAAUGCUUUCACUGCCUUGCAGCCUGCAGUUACAUUUUCCUGCCUUGUCAUAUUGUAAAUAGCACAGAUUCUAAUUACCAUUGCUAGUGCAUUGCCGUGUCCACACAUAUAUAACGAGCACAUGUGACCACAUCCUGUUGUUAAAAGGCGGGAGGCUCCUCCUCUUGUUACAUCACUGUAAUGUAUGGCUCCAGCUUGUUAAACACUGUUUUUGUAUAAAUGUAGGUUUCAUGAAGUUCAGUUUAACAAAAAGCUUCUUCACAGUGGUUUAUCCAGACAUGUAAAUACAUGAAAAUAAAUAAAUACAUUGAAACCCAGAAAUGAUCUGUAGCUGUCUAGACGUGCACUAAACCUUAGGGCCAACACUAACAAUUUCAAAUCUAUACAAACAAACAAGUUGUGUUAACACUUUACAAUGGUGGGAAUCCCGUUGUUAUUCAGAAUGUAAUACGAACAGCCUUAUUCUAACCUUUGUUCAUAUAUACAGUACUGUUCUUUGAUUUAACUAAAUCCAAUCAAAGCAAGAAAUAUUAUCUUCUUUUGUUGUUGUGGUUGUUGCAAUUUUUCUUAUUUAAAACCUUUUUGAAGGUUGCUUCAGUGUACAAUUACUAGAUAUGUUACUAAUGAGGUUGCCAAAGGUAGUCAAUGGGUACUUGUUGAUUAGUUUCUUGUAUGUUUGGUUGAUCCCUGUGGUACCCCCAUAACCUCACUACUGAAAACAAGCUAAAAACACAGUCUCCAAACUUGACAUUUGCCAUGUUUAAAAUAAAAAAAGUAUUCUUAUUAUUAUUAUUAUUAUUAUUAUUAUUAUUAUUAUUAUUAUUAUUAUUAAUAAUACAUUUUUUUAUUAUCGUGAAGAGAUAUGAUGUGUGCAUUGUUUUUGUACAAAAAAGUGUAUCAUUUCUGGUGCUGUUGUUUUCUAGCAUUUCUCCUCAUUUUGUUUUAUUUAUUGUUUUGUUUUUCCAAGGCUUUCCCCUCAAGUAAAAGUUUUUCUUUUGUAGUAUUUAUCCUUUUAAUUUGUUAACUUUAUUCACUGCUAACGUAACACAAUGCACGGUGGUGAUUCCAGUAUUAAUAAACGUUAGACUGAAUUAAA
Messenger RNA from Acipenser ruthenus (sterlet), 8023 nucleotides. RefSeq names its product protein MTSS 2-like. Gene Ontology annotation, biological process: cell projection assembly; plasma membrane organization. The record is from RefSeq and is a predicted model, not a curated record. Lineage: Eukaryota; Metazoa; Chordata; Actinopteri; Acipenseriformes; Acipenseridae. Gene Ontology annotation, molecular function: actin binding; phospholipid binding. Gene Ontology annotation, cellular component: cytoplasmic side of plasma membrane; actin cytoskeleton. The transcript is spliced from 15 exons. The coding region runs from base 513 to 2918 and encodes 801 amino acids.